Molecule: messenger RNA, 1169 nt
Organism: Talpa occidentalis (Iberian mole)
Lineage: Eukaryota; Metazoa; Chordata; Mammalia; Eulipotyphla; Talpidae
Gene: LYPD3
Product: LY6/PLAUR domain containing 3
Exons: 5
Coding region: 26-1063 (345 amino acids)
Cellular component (GO): plasma membrane
Source: RefSeq, a predicted model, not a curated record
AACACCGAGGGAGCAGGACGGAGCCAUGGACUCCGCCAGGAAAGCAGGCUUCCCGGCAGGGAUCUGGACAACGGGUUGGCUCCUGCUGCUGCUUCCACUGCUGCUUGGAGAAGCUCAGGCCCUGGAGUGCUACAGCUGCGUGCAGAAGGCAGAUGACGGAUGCUCCCCGCGCAAGAUGAAGACCGUAAAGUGCGCGCCGGGCGUGGACGUCUGCACCGAGGCCGUGGGGGCGGUGGAGACCAUCCACGGACAAUUCUCGGUGGCAAUACGGGGCUGCGGAUCGGGACUCCCCGGCAAGAAUGACCGCGGGCUGGACCUCUUCGGGAUCCUGGCUUUCAUCCAGCUGCAGCAGUGCACCCAGGACCGCUGCAACACCAAGCUCAACCUCACCUCGCGCGCUCUCAACCCCGCAGGUAACGAAAGUGCAGCCGCGCCCAACGGCACCGAGUGCUACAGCUGCGUGGGGCUGAGCCGCGAGAAGUGCCAGGGUACCGCGCCGCCGCUUGUGAGCUGCUACAAUGCUAGUGACCGCGUCUACAAGGGCUGUUUCGACGGCAACGUUACCUUGACUGCAGCUAAUGUGACUGUGUCCUUACCUGUCCGGGGCUGCGUCCAGGAUGAGUUCUGCACCCGGGAUACCGUGACAGGCCCGGGGUUCACGCUCAGCGGCUCCUGCUGCCAGGGGUCCCGCUGUAACUCCGACCUCCGCAACAAGACCUACUUCUCCCCUCGAAUCCCACCCCUCGUCCUGCUGCCCCCUCCUCAGACCACCACGGUCGCCCCAACCACCUCCGCCACAACUUCCACCCCAGCCCCAACCACCUCCACCUCUACCACCAAACCCACCCCAACCCCAGCCAGCCGCACCCCUCCACAGGAAGUAAAACCUGAGAUCUCCCGUAGUGAGGACUUGAACUUGGUUGGAGGUGCUGCUGGUCACCAGGACCGUAGUAACAUGGCGCAGUACCCCACAAAAGGUGGGUCCCAUAAUAAUGGCUCGGCGUCUCUGUCAGCAGGGUUGGCAGCUCUUCUGUUGGCUGUGGCUGCUGGCACCCUACUAUGAGUUUCCCCUGGAAACCUCCCUCUUGCCCUAUCUCCUGGCCCCAGGUAGCUUCUCUUCCCAUGGCUUCCCUUCCCCACCACUGGACUGGGCUGGCCCAGCCCCUGUU